Hippopotamus amphibius kiboko is the source of this 2915-nucleotide messenger RNA. RefSeq names its product plexin domain containing 1 (gene PLXDC1). Lineage: Eukaryota; Metazoa; Chordata; Mammalia; Artiodactyla; Hippopotamidae. The transcript is spliced from 14 exons. Bases 124 to 1650 code for a protein of 508 amino acids. The record is from RefSeq and is a predicted model, not a curated record.
UCGCCGGCCGCGCUCUCCCGCAGCCUCUCCGCCGCCCACCCCUCCGCCUGCCGGCCCGGGGGACCGCGCCGCCCAAGCCCGGCCGGGGCAGCUGCGGGCCGGGGGCGGGUCCCGGCCCCCACCAUGCGGGCCGAGCUCUGGCUCCUCGUGCUGGUGCUCAGGGAGGCUGCCCGGGCGCUGAGCCCCCAGCCCGGAGCAGCUUUCUGUCCCCUCUUCCCAGGUCAGGAUGCAGGCCAAGGCUCUGGAGGGGCCGCCCAGAGGACCAGCAUGCAGGGCUGGAAUCGGAGGGCCCGUGAGAGCCCCGGCCAGGUGUCGGAGCCAGACAGGACUCAGCUGAGCCAGGACCUGGGUGGGGGCACCCUGGCCAUUGACACACUGCCGGAUAACGGAACCAGGGUGGUGGAGGACAACCACAACUACUAUGUGUCCCGUCAUUACGGUCCCAGCGAGCCCCGCAGCCGGGAGUUGUGGGUGGACGUGGCCAAGGCCAACCAGAGCCAAGUGAAAGUUCACAGAAUCCUCUCCAACACCCACCGGCAGGCUUCGAGAGUGGUCUUGUCCUUUGAUUUCCCUUUCUAUGGGCAUCCUCUGCGGCAGAUCACCAUAGCAACCGGAGGCUUCAUCUUCAUGGGUGACGUGGUCCAUCGGAUGCUCACGGCUACUCAGUAUGUGGCCCCACUGAUGGCCAACUUCAACCCUGGCUACUCCGACAACUCCACAGUUGCUUACUUUGACAAUGGGACAGUCUUUGCUGUUCAGUGGAACCGCGUCUACCUCCAGGGCCGGGAGGACAGGGGCAGCUUCACCUUCCAGGCAGCUCUGCACCAAGACGGCCGCAUUGUAUUCGGCUACAAAGAGAUCCCUAUGCCCAUCCUGGAAAUCAGCUCAUCCCAGCACCCCGUCAAAGCAGGCCUGUCAGAUGCCUUCAUGAUUCUGAAUCCAUCCCCGGAUGUACCAGAAUCUCGGCGAAGGACCAUCUUCGAAUACCACCGUGUGGAGCUGGACCCCAGGAAGGUCACGAGCACGUCUGCCGUGGAGUUCACCCCAUUGCCAACCUGCCUGCAGCAUCGGAGCUGUGAUGCCUGCGUGUCCUCAGACCUGACCUUCAACUGCAGCUGGUGCCAUGUCCUCCAGAGAUGCUCCAGUGGCUUUGACCGCUACCGCCAGGAGUGGCUGUCCUACGGCUGUGCCCAGGAGGCAGAGGGCAGGACGUGUGAGGACUUCCAGGAGGAGGACUCCUCCUCGUCCUCCCCCGACAGCUCCUUCAGCCCCUUUGAUGGAGACCUCACCACCACCUCCCCUUCACUCUUCAUCGACAGCCUCACCACGGAAGAUGACACCAAGCUGAAUCCCUAUGCAGGAGAAGACGGCCUUCAGAACAACCUGUCCCCCAAGACAAAGGGCCCCCCCGUGCACCUGGGCACCAUCGUGGGCAUCGUGCUGGCCGUCCUCCUCGUGGCGGCCAUCAUCCUGGCUGGGAUCUACAUCAAAGGCCACCCCACCUCCAACGCUGCACUCUUCUUCAUCGAGCGGAGACCUCACCACUGGCCGGCCAUGAAGUUCCGCAACCACCCCAACCACUCCACCUACACAGAAGUCGAGCCCUCAGGCCACGAGAAGGAAGGCUUCGUGGAGGCUGAGCAGUGCUGAGCGCGCCAAGUCUCCCUUGGAAGGACAGGAAGGAAGACCUGGGGACCUCAAAAAACACGAGUCGAAGCAAAACAGAGAAGUGACUUUCUUUGACUUCCUCUGAACACACCCUGGCUGGGAGGAGGAGCCCGUGGUCUGUGGUGUCAGAGCUACAGUUUGGCCAUCACACCAGAUAUUGAAGCAGGGGCAGAAAAGCAACCACACUGAGUGUUUAAGGAAUAAUAACCUAAUUUCAUCCUGUUUUGAUGCCAGAGGUCUCCCCUUCUGAGUCUCUCAAUGGUCUACUCUGGAGCUGCCUCAGAGGUCCCCUCCCACCUGGAGACAGCCAGAGGCCCUUCUCGGGUCCCCUUACACCCCUGUAUAUGACACCAGAGAACGGAGCUCUAGACUGGGGCUGCUGUAUUCCAGGGUCCAUAGACUCAAGAGCUGGUCCUCAAGGCUAUGGAUUCAGCAUAUUUUGCCCCAGCCUCUGUGCUCUGGAAGUCUGAAGAAGGAGUUCUUUCCAUCUGUUAAACACAGGUACGGCUGCUCCCAGCCCUUUUGGCAAGCCACUGAUUGGCAUGCUGGCAUCAGAAGAAAGCCAAAUGAGAGGCGAAGAAAGAACUCGUGGGCAGAUUGCAUUUUUGCAUUUUUAGGCUUCGCUCCCCCAACUUGCCCUUUCUGCUGAGAACCGGUACUUCUGCAUCGAACACAUGUGAGGCCCGUGUCACGGGCUUUAUCCAAUUGCGGCCCAGCCUGGGCCUGGCAAGCCGUGCUGUGCGUGGCCACGUCUACCGUGCAGGCUCUUCAUUCCAAUGGCACAUUUGAUGUCCAUUGUAUUCACUGGCCUGGUCUUCUGUCAGUGCCAGUAGUUACCUCCAAAGGCGGGGCCUGCCUGAUUAAUAUCUUUCCUCAGUCUGAGCUGGAAUUUAAUAGCCAUUAAAGAGAAACAAGGUGGAGAGAGGGCUUCUUGAAACAUACCCAGCAGGGAACUUCAGUUGGAUUCUGUUGAAAAGCAAAGCCUCCAGAAGGAUUGGGACAGAGGAAGCUGGUGCGGGAAGGAGGGACUUUAUACUUAAGACCUUGACCUAGAAAGUUGCUUGCAUCUCCCCAGCUCUGCCGGAAGUUCUUGGGGCAGAGAGUUUAGGCUCCCAGACUUAACCUGGUUUUAAGGGAGUUCUGUCCUGGAAUGAGUUGGGGUUGCUUCUGAAGAGCAUUUCAAAUGAAAACCUAUAGUUCACCCUCAUUCAAAGUAAAAAAUAUCAGCAGCAAAUAAAUAUUAAAUC